GCUCGGGAAAGAUUACACAGACACACACGCACACACACACAAGUGCAUGUGUCUGUGUGGGUGUGGAACUUGCGGUAAGCACCAAAUCGGUCAGAUCGGAACCAGGAACGAACCGAGGCACUCCAUAGCUGCCGUGUGUCAAAAGAGAGACAAAGACGGAUCGGGAGAGACACUUGGCAGAGAAGGGUCGAGUGGCGUUACACUGAUGAGCGGCGGCGUCAGCGGCGGCGGCGGCGGCGGCGUCAGCGGCGGCGGCGUCAGCAUGCCGUGGUACCACCAGGACCUCACGCGUGUCAAGGCCGAGCAGCUGCUGCUGCAGGACGGCCAGGACGGCUGCUUCCUCGUGCGGAACAGCGAGAGCAUCCCGGGCGUCUACGGACUCUGCGUGCUGCAUCAGAACGUGGUUCACAGCUACAGGAUAAUGCCGGAUGAAGAUGGAAUGCUCGCAGUUCAGGUCACUCGCUCACCCACCCACUCACCCACUCGAUGA
Petromyzon marinus (sea lamprey) is the source of this 490-nucleotide messenger RNA. The record is from RefSeq and is a predicted model, not a curated record. NCBI's taxonomy places the organism in Eukaryota, Metazoa, Chordata, Hyperoartia, Petromyzontiformes, Petromyzontidae.